Molecule: messenger RNA, 2589 nt
Organism: Serendipita indica DSM 11827
Lineage: Eukaryota; Fungi; Basidiomycota; Agaricomycetes; Sebacinales; Serendipitaceae
Source: the annotation of a GenBank genome assembly
AUGAGCAAGCUUUUCGAUACGCAGGCACUGGGAAAGCCCAGACGUCACGUUAGAAGCGCUACUGGAUACUUUCCCGAAACAGAUGCUACCGGAAAGGAAAAAUGGCCCAGAGGAGACGAAGAGACCUGGAAGGCUGGCCUUAGGAGCGUAGAUGCCGAUGUCAACGAUAUUACCAAGAGCAUCGUUCACCAUAUUCAGACCUCCUUGGCCCGUCAGGCAUACAAUAUCGACAACCUGGGUGCCUACCAAGCCACCGCUUUGGCAGCACGCGAAGAUCUCAUUAUCAACUGGAAUCAAACCCAGAUGACGUAUACCAGAAAGCAGCCUAAACGUGCUUACUAUCUCUCUCUGGAAUUCCUCAUGGGACGUACCUUGGACAAUGCACUCCUCAACCUGGGUCUGAAAGAAAAGUUCGAGACUGGUCUCGAUAAGUUGGGAUUCACUCUCGAGGACGUACUCGACUCGGAACGUGAUGCUGCUCUGGGCAAUGGUGGCCUUGGUCGCCUUGCCGCCUGCUACGUUGACUCGGGUGCCACAUGCGAGAUUCCAUUGUGGGGUUAUGGCCUGAGGUACCACUAUGGCAUGUUCCAGCAGCUCAUCGCUCCAGAUGGUAGCCAACUCGAGGCGCCUGAUCCGUGGUUGGAUAACUCGAACCCCUGGGAGAUUCCCCGCUUGGACGUGACCGCCGAUGUUCGCUUUGGAGGACACGCGGAAAAACUUGACAAGGGACGUGGAAUCUGGUCUGGUGGACAGGAAGUUCUCGCCGUCGCCUAUGAUUGCCCAAUUCCUGGCAGCGAUACCAAAUCGACCAACAAUAUUCGGUUCUGGAGCGCACGACCGAGGCGUGGAUUUGACCUUCAAAGUUUCAACGCUGGAGACUAUGACCGUGCAGUCGAAACGAGCAAUAGUGCAGCAAAUAUUACAAACGUCCUCUACCCGAAUGAUAACCAUUAUGCUGGCAAGAGCCUUCGCCUGCAACAGCAGUACUUUUGGUGUGCCGCCAGCCUGAGUGAUAUCAUGCGACGCUUCAAGAACACUGGACAACCUAUAUCCGAGUUCCCAAAUCACGUCGUUAUUCAAUUGAACGACACCCACCCAACUCUUGCGAUUCCCGAGCUCAUGAGAAUCCUCGUGGACGAGGAGGAGGUCCCAUGGGACGAUGCUUGGCAGAUUGUGACCCGCACGUUCGCAUUUACCAACCACACCGUGCUUCCCGAAGCAUUGGAAAAAUGGCCAGUAUCGCUCUUCCAGCAACUCCUACCCCGGCACUUGCAGAUCAUCUAUGAUCUCAACUGGACGUUCCUUCAAUCCGUUGAGCGCAAGUUCCCCGGUGAUGUCGACAAGAUGGCGAGAAUGUCCCUAAUUGAAGAGGGACACGGUCAGCAAAUCAGAAUGGCCAACCUCGCAGUUCUGGGCUCUUUCAAGGUCAAUGGUGUCGCCGAGCUGCAUUCGGAGCUUGUCCGCACUACGAUUCUCAAGGACUUUGUCGACUUUUUUGGUGUUGACAAAUUCCGUAAUGUGACCAAUGGUAUUACUCCUCGCCGCUGGCUCGAUCAAUGCAAUCCCGCGCUGAGCAACCUUAUCACGGAAACGCUCGGCUCUCGCGCAUGGCUCAAGGACUUGUACCUUCUCAAAGGUCUUCUCGAACACGAAUCCGACCCAACAUUCCAGAAAAAGUGGGCUGCGGCCAAAGCUAACAACAAGGAACGACUUGCGAAAUACAUUAAGAAUACUCUCGGCGUAACUGUGGAUUCUAAGGCAAUGUUUGAUAUCCAAGUCAAGCGAAUUCAUGAAUAUAAGCGACAGUCACUCAAUAUCCUGGGUGUUAUCCACCGGUACCUCACGAUCAAGGCUAUGUCACCGGAAGAACGUACCAAAGUCACACCUCGCGUCGUUCUCUUUGCGGGAAAGGCAGCACCCGGAUACUGGAUGGCCAAACUCAUCAUUCGUUUGAUCGUCAAUGUCGGCAAGGUCAUCAAUGCGGAUCCAGACGCGAAGGGAAUUUUGACCGUGCUCUUCCUUCCUGAUUACUCUGUCUCAUUGGCCGAACUUCUCAUCCCAGCUUCAGACAUCAGCGAGCAUAUUUCAACAGCGGGUACCGAGGCCUCUGGAACGUCCAAUAUGAAGUUCUGCCUGAACGGUGGACUUCUUCUAGGAACCGUUGACGGUGCGAACAUCGAGAUUGCUGAGGAGGUUGGCGAGGAGAACGUCUUCUUCUUUGGUCAUCUCACACCUGCCGUGGAGGAACUCCGUUACCAGCACCGUUAUCACCCUAUGCCGGUCGAGAAGAAGAGUCCCGCACUUGCUGCAGUUCUCGAAGACAUCAUGAGCGGACGAUACGGUGAUGCUAGCAUCUGGGAACCAUUUGUCAACACCAUUCGUCAAGGGGACUACUACCUGAUCAGUGACGACUUUGAUUCAUAUCUCCAGGCUCAAAAGAUGGUCGACGAGGCUUACACAAAGGAUCCACAGCAAUGGAUCAAAAAGUCAAUUCAGACCACAGCAAAGAUGGGCAAAUUCAGCUCAGACCGUGCAAUCAUGACUUAUGCCGAGGAAAUCUGGAAUAUCGAGACGUUGAAGAUCAAUUAG